Pangasianodon hypophthalmus (striped catfish) is the source of this 2123-nucleotide messenger RNA. RefSeq names its product chromosome 8 C1orf174 homolog (gene c8h1orf174). Lineage: Eukaryota; Metazoa; Chordata; Actinopteri; Siluriformes; Pangasiidae. The record is from RefSeq and is a predicted model, not a curated record. The coding region runs from base 201 to 632 and encodes 143 amino acids. The transcript is spliced from 2 exons.
CCCCUCCCCAGUGUUUCCGCCCGAGCAGCGCCGAGUGGUCCGAGUUACCACCAUGUAAACACUCCUCAGACCGUACUGAUAAUUAUUUAUCGAGCAGCGGCGACUGUAGAAGAAGAAGAAGAAACGUUGUUUCGCGGAUUAAAGCUAGCGGAGGGAGACUGAACAUUACGGCCGUGAUUAACACACUGCAGCAGCAGCAGAUGGCCGGCGACAGCGGGGAGAGGAAACGGCUGCCGAAGAGACCUUCAUCCGGCCACCGAGCGGAGAAAGCGAGCGGCAGCGGAACCGAGACGGACAGGAUUCCGGCCAGACUCGUGAGCUGUGGGGAUCGAGGGGGACGUAAGGAGCGGAGAGGGAAAGAAAACAGCGCGGGGAGAGCGAGCGCGUCGGCGCGCGCAAACCCGGAGAAGAUGGAGGACGCGGAGUGCUGCGGAUCCGCCGACAGGGCAGACCCCGGCCUCUUCUUCGAUGAGGACAGCAACCACAUUUUCCCAGUAGAGCAGUUCUUCGGAAACCUGGACGCAGUUCAGGACAUUUCACGCAAAUCUACUGGCACAGAGGGAAUGAGCAGACGAGAGUACAGGAGGCGUCAUUACUACGCCAAAGAGGACAGUGACGAGGAGCAGACAUAACACACACACAAGCUGACUUUAAAACUCUGACGCAACCAUUGUAUGUACUUUUAUUGAAAAUUUGUACAGUCAUUUGUAAUAAUGGCAGAAAAAAGUUUUUCUUUAUGUACAGAAAAAAGUUUCCAAAAGAGCACUUGUGUGGGUUUAUCUAAUGUUAAAAACUAUAAUUUUGAAGUUGUAAAGAAUUUUCUUUUGUAAGCAGCUCUGUGCAGAGUUUUAACUAAUUUAAUGUAACUUCAAAAAAAAUUUUUUUUUAAAGGAUUUUACUAUUUCUAUAUGACAUCCGCCUGUUUUUCCAUCCACUCUCAGUUCUACCAUCAUCCUUAGUGCGCAAUAUAUUACUAUCAGUCAGUCUCAUUUCAGGGAUUAUGAUUGUAACAGUUGUAAUCACAGUGAAGAAGGUUUUUGAGUAUUAAACCAGCUUGAGUUUUUACAUUUUCAGUGUUGCAGCUACAAUACAGUGACUCUAGGCCUUGAUAAAGAGCAUAUUAAAAAUAUUGCAAAAAUAUAUUAGCAGAGCUUAAAACAAUGCCUCAGCUUCUUUUAUAAAAAGAACUAAAUGUAGUUUUGAUUUUCGGGAGGUUUUUGUGUUGGUAAAGUAUGUCUGAGUAGCACUGAUUGUAAAUCAAGAGCUUACACUUGUGAAAAAGUACAGGAGUACGUGGGAUUGAAGUCUGAGAUGAAGCUUUAUGAAAGUUGAACUUGCAUGGCACAGAAGCACAGUAGUGCUGCAGGAAGAGAAAGGUACAUCAGAAGGUAGUUAAUCUGUAUUUAAUUGAAUUUUUUUUUUUUUAAUGUGAAAUACAUUGAAAAUGAAGAGCUUGAAGAAACCCUGGGCCCUUCAGCAUGGCUACAUACAUUCACUCACAAACACACACACACACACAUCCUGAGCUCAGGUUACUGUCUGUGUGGAGUGGACUGGCAACUCUAAAUUGCCCCUGGGUGUAAACAAGUGUAUGAAUGUGUGCCUGAAUGUUGCCCAGCGAUGGACUAGUGUCCCGUCCAGGGUAUAUUCCUGCUUCAUCCCAGUGUUCCCAGGAUAGGCCCCAGAGCCACCACAACCCUGCCCAGGAUAAAGCACUUACUGAAGGUGAAUGAAUAUUAUCCACAAGGCCAGUUUUAUCAUGUGCAGGUAUAAACAUGUUCAUAACUUCCCCUGCCAAGAAAGACGCUUUUAAGCUACAACAUUUACGUUUUGGUAUUAUAUAAUUCAUUAGCCUGUCUGUACAUAAAAUAGCUUUAUUAUGAAGCACAUAAGUUAAGAACAUAAUUGGUAGCUGCAGUCUUUUUAUAAACAGACUGCUGUGUGACAAGACAACGUAAUGUGGACAGGAGGUUCAUUUUAUACGUCAUGUGAUGUCAGUUAAGUGCCUCAGUCAGGAAAAAUCAUCGUGUUAAUGUUUGUAAAGACUCUUAAAUAACAGUUUGAUGUUUUUUCUGCUUCUGUAAUAUUCUCCUUGAUCUCAUAUAUAUAUAUAUAUAUAUAUA